UCAUCACCAACACCACACUAGAAACUGCAAAAGCAAAGUCAAGGACCAACACUGAAUGUCAUGGACCCCUCUCUUGUGCCUUAUGCUUCAGACCAUGACCUUUGGUCUCAUCCGUCGUUGACACCCUCCGCUUUGCUGGUGGAUUCUCUAACCGUCCCAUUCGAGUUUACAGACACAUAUGAGUAUGAUCUAAGCCAGCAAGUGCAGCCUCCUUUAAAAAGACGCCGCGGCAAGGCUUUUACCGGCUGUCUCACCUGUCGUGAGCGAAAAAUAAAGUGCGAUGAGACCCGGCCUAUCUGCAAGAACUGUGAAAGAUCGAGGCUCUAUGUUUGUCGCGGGUUCAUCGACUCAUCUGGAGCCAUAUCCUACGAUAAUUUCAGUCCGCAGGCUGUGAAAACGCCUUUGGCUACAAAUUCGGUUUUACUGAACCGAGGAGGGUGCUCAAUGCCCUCGAAUAUAUCACGAACGCUUUCUAAGUUUCACCAGGUGCCUACUGAUCAAAGGACAACCACAGCCGAGACUGAGACCGCGAGGUCACUAAAUGGAGAGCCCAUCAAUCCGAGUCCCUCUCAGACGCCUUUUGCUUCGAGCAGAGAAUUGGAGGCCUUGGAUGAAAGCUGUGAAAAAUAUGAAGAUUUGAUCGCGCAUUAUCGUGAUGUUGUCAGCUAUAUAAUGAUGCCCACCAUUGAUAGUGCUCGCAACCCCUGGCUUCAAUUAUAUCUGCCUUGGGCACUUCGCAAACGACCCACGAAAACACAGUUAGCCUUGCGGUAUGCACUGCUUUCGGUUGCGGCAUAUCAUCGUGCUCGGACAUCCCCACAGGCACUGUCUGAUGAUAUAUCAAAAGCAUGCGAGUUCGAAGAAAAGGCUGCGUCCACGAUAGCCGACCUUCUAGAACAAUGUUCCGAGUUGACCGAGACAUCAGACAAAUGUGCACUCCUGGCAGCAGCCAUGACCAUGAUCACUGUUAGUCUAGUCAGCGGUGAUAGGACUAGUUGCCCAACACAUAUAGCUUUGGCGAAUCGAGUAUUCCAUCAGACUGGAGGGGAUGUAUUUUGGAAAUCCAAUCUACAAUCUGCAAUAUUGUAUCAAAUUUUCCGCUGUUAUGGAAUGCUUGCCAGCACGAGUCAAAUCCAGCCUGAACAAAGCAAGUCGGAAUUAGUGGUGGAAGAUGCUGAGGACCAGUCUCCCCAAAUACCAAAUACCGCAGAGCAUGGAGACGACGCCCUUAUCCAGCGACACUACAUUCUCGAUAUAUCCUUCGGGAUCAGUCUACAGACCAUGAAUCUCCUCAACAAGAUUGUCUCUAUAGCUCCUCGCCUACUAGAGAAAAACAACCAAGGUAAUUGGCCAAGUGAAUUGUUUAAUGAUUUGAAAUCUUUAGAGGAGAGCCUUCACCGUAUUGAUGAGACCCAGUCAUUUUCUAAUUCGAUGUGUUAUCCAUCCUGGACUCUAAAUGAGUGUGAAUCGUACGACGAAUACUCGUCUACUGGACUUCCCUCUCCGAUCAGCGAGGAGCUCAUGAUCAAUCACCAACGCGCAUUUCACAAUGCUGUCAUAUUAUUUUUCUAUCGUGUAGUCUACCAAAACACUCGAAAUAAGAAAAUGCAAGUAUUGUCCUCGAAAUAUCAGAAAAGCGGACAGCAUUACGUCGACAAAAUUCUAGAAAGUUUGGAGAAUAUUGAUUGUUUAACUCGUGGUGCUAAGGUUCGGCCGGCCAGUACAUUGUGGCCUUGUUUUGUUGCUGGCUGCGAGGCUAUAGAAACCUCUUUAAGGCAUCGUGCUUUCAUCUGGCUAUCUAAGAUGGCUAAGAGGGGAUUCGGAAAUGUCGAACGAGCAAAACAACUUGUAAUGGAGGUUUGGCGCAAGACUGACCGACACCUUGACGAUGAAACCAAGAUAUACCCUUUGGGCCUGGGGCCUGUUGACUGGAGGCUGGUGAUUAAAGAAUCUGGUGUGUCUAUACUUCUCUGCUGAAAAUUAGCGUCUGACGCAAUCAAUCACAUUGGAGAAAUUUCAGUCUUUUCAUUUUUGAAAGCGAGACCAAGGAAGUUCGGAAAGAAUUGAAUGCCAUAAACCGACUACGUAGUCCGGGUACACAUACUUAUGUUAACAAGGGCAGGGCAAUAUCAGAUAACGGCUGAAGAGAAAUUAAUUCAUUGUGUAUCUCUCCCUAACUUCCUCAGGCGCUAUGAUGAAAGAUAACUUUUGCACAAGAAAGCAGGAGCCAAUUAAGAUCGAGUAGGUGAGAAUGCGGGGAAGAUGAACCUAAAUACCCAUGAAUUCGCCCCGAGAGUUCGUAUCACCUAGUUACAUCGUACAUUAGUGAUACCGAACGGAGUUCUUG
Messenger RNA from Talaromyces proteolyticus, 2347 nucleotides. Its product is annotated as fungal-specific transcription factor domain-containing protein. Bases 61 to 1977 code for a protein of 638 amino acids. The record is from RefSeq and is a predicted model, not a curated record. Gene Ontology annotation, biological process: positive regulation of transcription by RNA polymerase II. Gene Ontology annotation, cellular component: nucleus. The transcript has 3 exons. Gene Ontology annotation, molecular function: transcription cis-regulatory region binding; zinc ion binding; DNA-binding transcription factor activity, RNA polymerase II-specific. Lineage: Eukaryota; Fungi; Ascomycota; Eurotiomycetes; Eurotiales; Trichocomaceae.